CUCAACCGUCCGCUCGCUCAGAAUUACACCUGUCCAAUAAUGGACUUCAUGGAGCAGAGUUUCCGGCUACCUGUGGACAUCACAGCGCCUCGCAGUCCUUAGAGUGGACCCGUCUAGGAUGUAAAUGGUGAGGGGUCCUGCACUGUCGACUACGUGCGAGGGCGUUGGCUGCAGGAGGUUGUGAUGGUGCUUCAGAGACGGCCGCGGCUGUUGGAUUUUGCAAAGACCCCCCAACACCUUCGGUUUAACAAAUACGUCCUGACGGGUUACAGGCCGGUCUCCACGGCUCCAGAAUGCCUCAGGAGCCUCUUCUACGUGCACAAUGAGCUGGGCAACAUCUACACUCAUGGAGUCCCUUUUUUCCUUUUCUUGGUGCUGCUGCCCUUCAGUAUCCCCUGGAUGGAGGUGGACAGCGUCUGGAUCUGUGUGGUCCACUACCUGGCCUGCCUCUGCCCCACCGUGGGCUCCGUCGUCUACCACGUGUUCAUGAACCACGUGGGAGGAGAACACGUGUACGACACCUUGCUCUCACUGGAUAUGUUCGGAGUCUGCCUGGUCAACACCCUGGGUGCACUCCCUAUCAUCCACAUCACCCUUUAUUGCUACCCGGCCGUACGACAGGCUGCCCUGCUGGCCUACAUCCUCCUGUCAGCCUACGGCAUCUACUGCGCCACCACGGCGCGCACCAACAUCCUGCGCCUGCAGGCCUUCGCCUGGCAGGCCGCGUUCCGCUUCAGCCUCUUCCUGUUCCGGGUGUUCGGCAGCGGCGCGGGAAGCCCCGACUCCCUGCGCCUCUUCGUCAUCAUGGACUCUCUGGCCGUGGUGGGCGGGCUGGUCAACAUCGUCCAGGUCCCUGAGCGCUUCAUCCCGGGCCUGUUCGACAACUGGGGCAACAGCCACCAGAUAAUGCACGUCAUGGUUAUCUGCUCAAUCACCUACCUGCACUGGGGCACACUGGAGGAUUUAGCCUGGAUUAAGACCUACCAGUGUCCUGCUGGGUGAGGUGCACAUGUAUGUGCACUGAUAUAAAUGAGAUUUAGGGUUUUGUGGAGGAGGAGUAGAGCACAAAGAGAGGCAAGUUGAUUUGCAAAAAAAAAAAGCACUUUAGUCUUAACUAGGGACAUUUUUUCCACAUGGGAAGUUUGCAAUUGGACAUUUUGUAUAGACAGAAUAAAAGGAACUUACAGUGUUGUAACUGUUGAACUCAAAGAACAAUACACCAAAUUUAAAAUCCUGAGCACACUUGAUACUUAAUUUUUGGAAAUGGGUAGUCACCCAUAACCAUGAUAGUUAUUCAAUUGAAAAUUGCAUUACUGUAUUAAAACAAUGUACAUAGUUGUAAUAAAUUAUAUAUUUCUA
Gasterosteus aculeatus aculeatus (three-spined stickleback) is the source of this 1359-nucleotide messenger RNA. It is a transcript of the gene paqr4b, whose product is annotated as progestin and adipoQ receptor family member IVb. The record is from RefSeq and is a predicted model, not a curated record. Gene Ontology annotation, molecular function: signaling receptor activity. NCBI's taxonomy places the organism in Eukaryota, Metazoa, Chordata, Actinopteri, Perciformes, Gasterosteidae. Gene Ontology annotation, cellular component: membrane.